AUGUCAACAGUUGGUGGGUAUUCGCUUCGUACUGGAAGUAUCAUACAGACUGAGGAAGGUGUUUCUGCCAUCGUUGAUGGUGACAAGGGAAAUACGGGGAUUAAAUCCCUGAAGGUGAGGAUAUCGUACGAGCCGAGUGGAAAUGCUCGCUUGCAGAUCACUGAUCCGGAAAACGAUCGGUGGACUGUGCCAGAAGAGUUAGCACCUUUAAAUCAUACACCUAGCUCGAUCUCUG
Molecule: messenger RNA, 235 nt
Organism: Sphaeroforma arctica JP610
Lineage: Eukaryota; Ichthyosporea; Ichthyophonida
Exons: 1
Source: RefSeq, a predicted model, not a curated record